GUUUAUUGUGGUCAUGAUCUUGUGGAUAAUCAACAUAUUUUACAGAUAGGAGACACUGCUCUCCAUGUCGCUGCUGCCCUAAAUCACAAGAAAACUGUUAAUGUGUUACUGGAAGCGGGAGCUGACGCAAACAUCAAAAACAAUACAGGCCACACUGCUCUUGAUAAAGCCCGGGACAAUAACAACCGAGAUUUGGCUCUUCUUUUAGCAAAAUCCAAUCAGGUGCAGCGGUUCGCUCGUGGAAGAACUGUGAGAAAACGAAGAGAUGUCUUGCGGGCCCAGAGGAGAACUCAGUCCCUCCCCAGAGUUCAUUCCUCCCGAGAGAAGGACUAUACUGAAGUGGCAGAAGACAUAAACAACAGUGAUCAAGUGCAUCAAUCUGAACGAAAAACAGCAACUCUGAGCCCCGGCACGAGGAGAAAGAUCAGGAGCCCAAGAAGACAGUUGGAACAUGUGUUCCGGAGAGAGUAUCAGCUACAUGAAAGAGGAUCUCCAUCCCAGAAAAUAAUACACAGCAGCCCCAGCUCUCAGGAAAAAGAGGAAGCUCCUGGAAAAGCCUAUCAGCUUUAUACACUAUACAGGGAUAAAGAUGGACAGAUAAAGCAGGCUCCUGUGAAUGACUGUCGUUGUAAGCCCCUCAUUAAAACUCUGGAGAAUAAGCUGAAAGCUGCAAAGAUGGAGAUGCGGUCAGAAAUUCACACUGUCCAAGAGGAGAUCAACUGCAGGCUGGGCAGAAUAGAGCAAAAAAACAAGCACCAGAUAAAAGUUCUUGAGGAACUCACACAGGAGCGUGUGUCGGCUGAGAGGAUGGAGUGUCAUUAUCGAAUCAAUCAGAGAGCCACCCUGGAAUGCAUGGAGGGCGAGAGAAAACAGGUACAACACCAUAAGAGAAGAGAUGCACGACCACAAUCGCAUCAGACUAGACAUGAUCGAUCAAACUUAUGUUGCUCUGUUUAUAUCUUUCAACAGGUAGCUGCUACCAAUGCUGUGAAAAGCUGGUGCAUGUCUAAGAUUCAGGAUCUUGAAGUGCGAAUGCCUGCAGAGACACAAAAAUACAAACUUCUGCGCUCUCCAUCCGUGGAUCAGUCUCUGGUGGAUUCAGACCCCGAGGGUCUCCCGCUGCUGUCGCUCAUCUCUGAGGAGAGCUCCAGCUCGCUGGCCACUUACGUCAAUGUGUUACCCAGCCCAGGAGCAGGUCCUAACAACGGCGGGAAAAGUCUUGAAUUUCGGGACUCACGUGGGAGGAGAUAUUUUGAGAUGAAGCUGAACGGUUCUUCAGGGGAAUAUCAUAACCUGACAGCUCCUUCAAUAGUCAAACACAAACCUCUAUCACGGAAGCUGGCGACUGCUGACCCCAAGUGGCACCGAGCAGAAGUGCAGGAGGUUAAUGUCUCAAAGUCCUGGUCAGACAAAGGGGAUGAACUCUGUGACAGCAGUGGCAGCAGCAGCCUGUCAACAUCCAGCAAGCGUUUCAACCACAGCAAUACAGAACCAGCAAACGGCCCGGCCUGGAAACACAGCAGGCACCUGAAGGACAGGAUUAAAGCAUAUCACGCUCAAACCCAGCAGAGCAACACCAUGAAGACCCGGGAGGUGUUUUCCCAGCGGCCCGUAGAGGCCACCUUCACCCAAGAGCGGCCAAACUUGCACGCCAUGGAGGUGACACAGCGUUUCUUUGAGACGGUCUCCGCACAGCUGGAACGCUGGUACGAGAGGAAGAUCCAGGAAGUGCAGAAGGUGGCAGAACAGGAAGCUCUGCAGGACAGAGCCAGUCUACUGGAGAGGAUCAACAUUCUGGAGGAAGAGCUACAGAAGCUUCGCACUAACACUAAUACAAACUCUUGACACAUACCUUGCCCAGAUACCUUGAUUCCACCUAAUAUGAAAAGCAUGGCCAUAUAAAUGAGAUUGGAGAUUUGUAAACACUAUAGUAAAACACUACAGUAAAGUUUCAUUUUGAAUGGCAGCAAUUAUUAUAUUUACGUUGAGGUUAAGCUAAUGGUACAAUGCUUAUGCUAUGUUAGCGAACUGAGUACUUCUUUGCUCAAUGAUAAGUGACCCAUGGAAUAGUUCACCCAUGAAAUUAUAAUUGUCAUCAUUUACUCACCAUCUUGUCUUUCAAACAAGUUUGAGAAAUAUUAAGAAUCGAAAAUCUAGUUUCCUUACGUUGAGCUGGAAUGUGAAUUGAAUUCGCCAGACCCUACAGGAAGUUCAACUGUAAUUUGAAUUGGAAUGACAGGAAGAGGAAUUUGCUGAACAGUGAUUCAAAGAAAUUCAAAACAGGCAAUGCAUUCUGGGAAAAGAAGUGUUGUCCCAUUAUUGUGAAAUACAUAAAAUGAAUACUUUGAAUAUUUGUUAAAACUUUAGUAAAGGGACCAAUUCUCACUACUAAGUAAUUGCUUAUUAACAUGCUAAUUAUUAACAUAUUAGCUGUAUAUUAGUACUUAUAAAGCACAUUCUGCAUGACCAUAUUCUACAUCCCUAAUCCUACCCAAUCUUAAACUUAACAAUUAUCUUACUAACUAUUACUAAUAACUAUAACGAUUACUAGCAGCAAAUUAGGAGUUUAUUAAGGCAAAAGUCAUAGUGAGGUAAUAUUUUGUUUUCUAUACUAUAGUCAAAGUUAAUGAAGACUGGUCUAUCAAAAUAAAUACAAAAUAAAAUGAUCAUGUGACACUUAGGACUUGAGCAAUGAAUACUAAAAAUUCAGCUUAGCAUCACAGGAAUAAAUGAUAUAUUUUUUAAUGUAUUAAAAUAGAAAACCAUU
Cyprinus carpio (common carp) is the source of this 2767-nucleotide messenger RNA. Its product is annotated as ankyrin repeat domain-containing protein 6-like. The annotation marks the transcript as partial. Lineage: Eukaryota; Metazoa; Chordata; Actinopteri; Cypriniformes; Cyprinidae. The record is from RefSeq and is a predicted model, not a curated record. The transcript is spliced from 8 exons. Gene Ontology annotation, molecular function: protein binding.